Molecule: messenger RNA, 1336 nt
Organism: Aaosphaeria arxii CBS 175.79
Lineage: Eukaryota; Fungi; Ascomycota; Dothideomycetes; Pleosporales
Product: alpha/beta-hydrolase
Exons: 1
Coding region: 89-1297 (402 amino acids)
Source: RefSeq, a predicted model, not a curated record
CAUCAAUGUCAGAAGGGAAAACUGUGUUCUACCUUCGUCAAAACCACGCUCAUUCUCAUACCUUUCAUAACAUAAUCGAUCAUCGGACAUGCCCUCGGCCUCUGCUGUACUGAAGCCACUGUUUGGCACGGCUGCUGGAAUUAUUGGUACCUAUGUGGCAUUUGUCGCGCUCUUAACCAUCCCAAGGCUGCAAGACCAUGUCAUAUACCUCCAUCGAGUAACUCUUACUUGGUUCCAAGACGUCAACGUACCAGAGCAAUGGGGGUUUCUACGGAAUCAAGUUACACCAUUUCAUAUCACUACACCUGACGAAGAGAAACUCCAUGCUUGGCACAUUCUCCCACUCGACACCUACCGAAGAAACCAAGAAGUAUUGAUAAACGAACCGUCUGGAACUUGUUUUGAUAUUCGAGAGCGCGAAUCUUUUAAACUACUGAGGGACGAUCCGCAAGCGAGGCUUGUCAUUUACCUACAUGGAGCGGCGGGAACUUUAGGUUCAGGAUGGCGCCCGCAAAGCUAUCGAGCCAUGUCUGCCGCUGCUCCCGAUGUUCAUAUCCUUGCAAUUGACUAUCGAGGCUUUGGAAACAGCACUGGGUGGCCAUCUGAGCAGGGCCUUCUCACAGAUGCUCUUGCACUCACCAAGUUCGCCAUGGAAGACGCCGGCGUGCCUCCAGAACGUAUUGUUCUUUUUGCGCAGUCAAUCGGCACUGCUGUUGCUUUAUCUCUGACGCACGAGCUUGCUCAUCAAUCACCGCCGAUACUAUUCUCCGGUACGGUCCUGGUGGCACCAUUUGCCGAUGUUGCUUUGCUUACCGAGACCUACCGGGUUGCCGGCACUAUCCCCCUCCUCUCUCCUGUGGCAUUCUUUCCAAAACUCCUUUCUUUGCUCAAUCGAUUUAUUAUUUCCAAAUGGCCUUCCAAGGAUAAGUUAUCGUCCACUAUAAAGUACCUUGAUAGGUUGGAAACAACGAAAAGGAACAACAAGUACGACAUCACAAUCAUUCACGCUGAAGAUGAUUACGAUAUCCCAUGGAUCCACUCAGAUGUGCUGUUCUGGCACGCGGUGAACGCAAUGAAGGCUCCAGGACAGGAGAUUACCUUUGAUGAUCUGCAGACUGUGAAAGAAAAAGAAAAGACACCCCUAGGGGCUGGUGGAUGGGAGAUGCAGUGGAAAUCCACAGGCGGGGUCGUGAGAGAGCAGAUCGUGAAGCAUGGCUUGCAUGACCGGAUAAUGAGUUAUCCAGUCGUGAGUCUUGCUGUUGCACGCGCUUUCGAGAGUCAAGAUGAAGAGGUAUAGAUAGCACAACUUGCUGAAUGCAUUUAGAAUUGAUUCACA